Molecule: messenger RNA, 2210 nt
Organism: Seriola dumerili (greater amberjack)
Lineage: Eukaryota; Metazoa; Chordata; Actinopteri; Carangiformes; Carangidae
Product: protein kinase C epsilon type-like
Exons: 14
Coding region: 155-2182 (675 amino acids)
Biological process (GO): protein phosphorylation
Molecular function (GO): diacylglycerol-dependent serine/threonine kinase activity; ATP binding
Source: RefSeq, a predicted model, not a curated record
GGAGGACCACCGGUUGAACAGAGCCGUUAUUCAAACCGUUAGAGCACGAGGAGGUUCGUUGUUUUAAAAGUGGUCGAGGAGGGAAAGGUGAGGUGCUUUCAGUGUAAACAAGUUACGGUUCAACUAGCAAGUGUUUGGGGGCCGUUUCACCGCCAUGGUGGUCUUCAACGGGCAGCUGAAGAUCAAGAUCUGCGAGGCUCUCAGCCUCAAACCGACUGCCUGGUCCCUGCGUCACGCCGUCGGCCCCAAGACCCAGACGUUCCUCCUGGACACGUACAUCGCCCUGAACGUGGACGACUCCCGCGUGGGCCAGACCUGCACCAAGCAGAAGACCAACAGCCCCGCGUGGAACGACGAGUUCACCACGGAGGUCCACGACGGCCGCCGGAUCGAGCUGUCCGUCUUCCACGACGCGCCCAUCGGCUACGACGACUUCGUGGCCAACUGCAUCAUCCAGUUCGAGGACAUCCUGCACAACAACAGCAAGCACUUCGAGGACUGGAUUGACCUGGAGCCGGAGGGGAAGGUGUACGUUGUUAUCGACCUGUUAGGAUCUUCCACGGACUCCUCCGAGAAUGAGGAGCGUGUGUUUCGGCAGCGGAUGCGUCCCAGGAAGCGUCAGGGCGCCGUCCGCCGCAGGGUCCACCAGGUCAACGGACAUAAGUUCAUGGCCACCUACCUGAGACAGCCCACGUACUGCUCCCACUGCAGGGACUUCAUCUGGGGCGUCUUAGGAAAACAGGGCUACCAGUGUCAAGUGUGUACCUGUGUGGUCCAUAAGCGCUGCCAUGAGCUGAUCAUUACCAAGUGUGCAGGGAUGAAGAAGCAGGAGGACACAACAGUCGGCUCGCAGAGGUUCAGUGUCAACGUGCCGCACAAGUUCAGCAUCCACAACUUUAAAGUUCUCACCUUCUGCGACCACUGCGGGUCUCUGCUGUGGGGUCUGCUGCGACAGGGGCUGCAGUGUAAAGUGUGUAAAGUGAAUGUACACAGGCGCUGUGAGAGUAAUGUAGCUCCUAACUGUGGCGUGGACGCCAGGGGAAUCGCUAAAGUCCUCUCCGACCUCGGAGUCACACCGGACAAGAUCUCCAACAGCGCCCAGAGACGGAAAAAGGCACAAGGGGGCCGCGCGAAUGGAGAGGUCAAAGUUCACAGUGCUCCAGAGGUCAAGAGGAUGAAUCUGCACGACUUUGUGUUCAUCAAAGUCCUGGGAAAAGGAAGCUUCGGAAAGGUGAUGUUGGCGGAGCUCAAAGGCAGCGACGAGGUCUACGCCGUCAAAGUGCUGAAGAAGGACGUGAUCCUGCAGGACGACGACGUGGACUGCACCCUGACCGAGAAACGGAUCCUGGCUCUGGCCAGAAAACACCCCUACCUGACACAGCUCUUCUGCUGCUUCCAGACUAAAGACCGCUUGUUCUUCGUGAUGGAGUACGUCAACGGAGGCGACCUGAUGUUUCAGAUCCAGCGAUCGAGGAAGUUUGACGAGGCGCGGUCCCGAUUUUACGCCGCCGAGGUCACGUCCGCCCUGAUGUUCCUGCACCGGCACGGAGUCAUCUACAGGGACUUAAAGUUGGACAACAUAUUAUUGGAUGCGGAGGGUCACUGUAAGCUGGCCGACUUCGGGAUGUGCAAGGAGGGGAUCCUCAACGGAGUCACCACCACCACCUUCUGUGGGACGCCAGAUUACAUCGCGCCUGAGAUCCUUCAAGAGCUGGAUUAUGGCCCGUCAGUAGACUGGUGGGCUCUGGGGGUGCUGAUGUAUGAGAUGAUGGCAGGCCAGCCGCCUUUUGAAGCCGACAACGAGGACGACCUGUUCGAGUCGAUCCUCCAUGACGAUGUCCUCUACCCCGUCUGGCUCAGCAAGGAGGCUGUGUCCAUCCUCAAAGCGUUCAUGACUAAGAGUCCUAACAAGCGUCUGGGCUGUGUGGUGGCUCAGGGUUUGGAGGAGGCCAUUAAGCUCCAUCCAUUCUUCAGAGAGAUCGACUGGACGCUGAUGGAGCAGAGGAAGAUCAGACCACCGUUCAAACCACGCAUUAAAACCAAAAGGGACGUGAACAACUUCGACCAGGACUUCACCCGCGAGGAGCCCGUCCUGACGCCGGUGGAGGACGGCAUCAUCAAGCAGAUCAACCAAGAUGAGUUCAAAGGAUUCUCCUACUUUGGAGACGAGACUGUGGCCUAAACACACACACACACACACACACACAGAC